AUGGUAUUUGGUCACACACCAGGGCCAGGGGUGCCUGUAGGUGCGUGCGCACUUGUGGGCAGCCUGUCUGGCCUGCUUCAGCAGAGUCUAGUUUAGAGAGCUGGCCCCUCCUCCUGCCACCUGCACACUUCCCCGGGAGGAGCCAAAUGCAACAAGGCCUCAUACCGGCUCAGCAGGAAGGCCUGCCUGGGUCUCUACCCCGUGCUCCUGGUCAAGCAGGAUGGCUCCACCACCCACAUCUGCUACAGAGAGCCUUGGCCCUUGCUGGUGGUGCCUAUAGACAUUGACCAGCUGUCUCCUAAAGAGAGAAGGGCCCGCUUCAGGAAACGGGAGGCCAAGUUCGGAGGAAAGAAAGAAGAGCCCGAACUCAAGGACGACUUUGACAUGGAGCAGUACAAAUGGUUUUGGACCAAAAAGUGA
This is a messenger RNA of Echinops telfairi (small Madagascar hedgehog), 420 nucleotides long. It is a transcript of the gene MRPL55, whose product is annotated as mitochondrial ribosomal protein L55. Gene Ontology annotation, molecular function: structural constituent of ribosome. Gene Ontology annotation, biological process: translation. Gene Ontology annotation, cellular component: mitochondrial large ribosomal subunit. The record is from RefSeq and is a predicted model, not a curated record. Lineage: Eukaryota; Metazoa; Chordata; Mammalia; Afrosoricida; Tenrecidae.